UCCAGUGAGGUUCAGUCUCUGCGGCUGUCAGUCAGUGGUGAUCCCACUCCGUGCAGGUUUAUCAGGAACUACAACAGGAGUGAUGCAGCGGGCUUUGUUCAGCCGGAGCGCGCUGCUCGCCCAGCAGGCAGCAGCGGCCCUCGACAGUCCGCUGGCCGCGAGGGGCGCGCCUCUUCUGCAGCGGCUGGACCGCUCCAUGUCCUCCGUCACCAUCCCGCCGCCAGCAUGCAUGCUCCGGCCGCUGGAAGUUCCGCAGCGCUACCUGUUCGGACCGGGACCCUCGAACGUUCCUCCGCGUAUCUUAGCUGCUCAGGGCAGACCGAUAAUUGGUCACCUGCAUCCAGAAAUGUAUGAGGUCAUGAAUGACAUCAAGCGAGGGAUCCAGUACGUCUUUCAGACAGAGAACAACAUGACAAUAGCUAUGAGCGGCUCCGGUCAUGCGGCCAUGGAGUGUGCAGUGUUCAAUACGGUGGAGCCCGGAGAGAGCGUGCUCGUAGCCAUUAACGGAAUCUGGGGAGAGCGCGUAGCAGAAAUUGCCGAAAGAAUGGGUGCCAAUGUACAUAGAAUGGUAAAACCACCUGGUGGAUAUUUCAGCAAUAAGGAAAUUGAAAAGGCCAUAGGAACACACAAGCCUGUCCUGUUUUUCCUCACACAUGGAGAGUCCUCCGCUGGCCUCUGUCACCCAGUAGACGGCAUUGGAGACAUCUGCAGAAAAAAUAACUGCCUCUUCCUGGUUGACACGGUUGCAUCUCUUGGCGCGACCCCAAUUUUUAUGGACAAGCAAAACAUUGACAUACUGUACAGCGGUUCUCAGAAGGCUUUGAAUACGCCUCCUGGCACAGCACCCAUCUCCUUCAAUGAGAGAGCAUGCCACAAGAUGUUUAACAGGAAAACAAAGCCAGUAUCCUACCUCUUUGAUAUGACACAUUUGUCCAACUACUGGGGAUGUGAUGGCCAACCAGCCAGACUGUACCACCACACUGGACCCGUGUCUGGAUUCUUUGCCCUGAGAGAAGGUUUGGCAAUCAUUGCUGAAAAGGGGCUGGAGGAGUCCUGGAAGAAACACAAGGAGGUGGCAUCCUACCUGUACCGAGGCCUAGAGGACUUGGGCCUCAAGCUCUUCGUUCCUGAAAGGGAAUUGAGGCUUCCCUCCGUCACCACCAUCUCCAUUCCUGACGGCUACAACUGGAGGGAGCUGCUGGCCUACAUAAUGAAACACCACCAGAUGGAGAUGACCGGAGGCCUGGGCCCUUCCAUCGGCAUGGUGAUGAGGAUCGGCUUGAUGGGAUACAACUGCGAGAAGACGAACGCUGACAUGGCACUGCACGCCCUGGCAGACGCUCUGAAGAACUGCAAAAAGAGCAAGGUUUAGGAGACAUGAGUCCCCCGGCCCCUCACGCUGUACAAUGUCACCACAUGAUUGAUAUCUGAAACAGCGCAUAAAGUUCGGGAAUUGUUAUGAUGUGAUAUGAAUAAAACCUAAUGUGCUUUUAUUGUAUAAGUAGGAUAGUUUUUAAAUCAAGGAGCAGGUAUUAACUGGUCCAUGCUGAGGCUGUUGAAAGAUGUCAAUAAAGUGUUCUUGGAUUCAUCAAACACAAGAAAGGUGCACGGUCUGAACUACAUUUCCCAAGAUCCCCCUUACUGCGAUGGCCGUAUAUAAAACUACGUCAUAUUAGCUCAACACUGACGGGGAUGAACUGUUCAUUUAAUCGUGUGCCUCAGUUUAAGGUUCGUAGUGAUCCUCGCGUGCCUGCAGCCUGGUCUAUUAAUGGCGUGUCCGUUCAGUCACACAG
Cyclopterus lumpus (lumpfish) is the source of this 1793-nucleotide messenger RNA. It is a transcript of the gene agxtb, whose product is annotated as alanine--glyoxylate and serine--pyruvate aminotransferase b. The transcript is spliced from 11 exons. Gene Ontology annotation, cellular component: peroxisome. Bases 83 to 1372 code for a protein of 429 amino acids. The record is from RefSeq and is a predicted model, not a curated record. NCBI's taxonomy places the organism in Eukaryota, Metazoa, Chordata, Actinopteri, Perciformes, Cyclopteridae. Gene Ontology annotation, molecular function: L-serine:pyruvate transaminase activity; L-alanine:glyoxylate transaminase activity.